UAAAUACAAAACACAAAAUUUCUAACCCUCAUUUUAACUUUUAGCAUUAAAAUACUCCAUUUUUGUACCAAUUAUGACAGAAAUCGAAUGGAGAAGACGUUGGAAGCCGGAUCUUACAUCUAUUCCUUGGCAACCUUUAAAUAUCGACGGUGAUGUCUACUUGAUCAAAUGCAAGUUUACUCAAAACUCUUAUGAGUUACUUCUUACCAAUCUGAAAAGCUUUUGGUAUGAAGAGUUGUCAGAGAACGCCUUGAAAAAGAGAGUUCAGAAAUUAAAUCCUAGUAUAGAGGCAUCAGUUUCUAGGAUAUUGGACCAGAUUAAGAAUUGCCUUGAAAGUCAGGAAAAAGGAACAAGCAUUACAAUUGGCUUUAAAGAUAAGGAAGAAGAAAAUUCCAAAAUGGUUCUAAAGAUUAACUCCCAGCUUGCAGGGUUGCCGUUUUGUUGGGAUUUUGUAGGAAAUUCAGCUGACAAAGAAAUGGCCUCAGAAAACUUGAUAGUUCCACUAAUGGCCAUGGUAGGUGAAUUAACAAGACGGCAGAGAGAACUUAUCAAAAUACUGCAAAAUAAGGACAAGGAGAUAGAAGAUUACAAAUCCCAGGGUGGAAAAACAACACGAAAACAUAUAGAAACUCAGGAGUUUGUGGAAACAGCAUUUGAAAACACAAUGUUGAUGUCAAAGGGUUUUGAAGAGGAAGUGAAGAGUUUUGGUAGUUCAGCAUUUGAUGAUAGUGGUCAGGAUCUCUACCGUCAAAUCAUGACCAAACAUUCUUGGUUGCACAGACAAAAAAAUGAUACAGAGACGGAAUCAUCAUCGCUAGAUGAGGAAGAAUUACCUGUAAAUGACACUAGUGACCAAGGGAGAAAGCCAUCAACAGGGACAUCAUGGGGAAGUAGUAGACUUCCUCCAUCAGUGACUGGACCUCCAUCACAGAAAAGUCCAAAUAAAUCACCUGCAUCAUCAAAAUCUAAUACACCUGACACAUCACCAAUCAAGGAUACAGAACUCAUGAGGAGACAGGCUUUAGAACGCAGACUUGAAUCAGACGAGGCAAAGAAGCAUGAGAAAACAAAGAAAAAAAAGAAAAUGGCUUUUUAAGAACUUUUUAUCAUUUUAAUGUCAUCUCAUUUAUGCCUUCAUGAUUUUUAUGAUCACUUAGUGUAUUGUAUUAUUUAGUUCCUGAUAUCUUGUGCAUCUUUAUUUUUAACGAAUGAAUCAAGGAACAUGAUGUAAGAGACCUUUUGGAUUUUUUCCAAAAUUCCUGACAUUUAUCUGAAAAAGUCAGUAUUUAAAAAAACACAGUAUAUCUUUUUUGUAUUUUAUCAAAAAUUUGGGGACCAGUUUUGUAAAUAAAAGAAAGAGAACAUCCCCAAUCUAGAUAGAUAUCAGCUCUAAAAAGUCCUGGGCUUAGUGAGGUUUGUCAGAAAAUUUUAGGUCCCUAGCAAAAUCUGUCAUUUGUCUUCUUGUAAUUUUGUGAUCCUCUGAACUCUAUUUUUACUAACUAAAUAGUAGUAUUAACUAUUAGAUUACCAUGGUUUUGUUUGCACAUGGGAUAACUUUAAAAACCAAUUCCUCCUUUUAAUAAGAAAUAAGACAUAAUUUUAGAUGUUUUUUGACUUAAACUUCUUCAAUUUAUUCGUUUGAAGGAUAUUUUCAUGAUGACUGUAAGUUAGUUGUUCAUCAAUCUUGUGUUGGCUUAUCUGGGCCUAUAAUUGAAAUGUGCAUUUAAUCAAUUAUUUAUAUAUUUAUAUCAUGUAUAUGUUUUAAAUA
Messenger RNA from Mytilus trossulus (common blue mussel), 1768 nucleotides. RefSeq names its product non-homologous end-joining factor 1-like. NCBI's taxonomy places the organism in Eukaryota, Metazoa, Mollusca, Bivalvia, Mytilida, Mytilidae. Gene Ontology annotation, molecular function: DNA end binding. Gene Ontology annotation, cellular component: DNA ligase IV complex; nucleus. The record is from RefSeq and is a predicted model, not a curated record. Gene Ontology annotation, biological process: double-strand break repair via nonhomologous end joining. Bases 74 to 1096 code for a protein of 340 amino acids. The transcript has 8 exons.